ACAGCCGCCGCCACAAGUCUUUCCGCCUCCCCAGCCUGCCUGGGAGCUGGGAGCUGGAUUAAGGUGGCCUGAGCAGCCGACGCAGCCGCAGGAGCCCGGAGCCCCUGCCCCUUGCCACGCUGCCCACCCCGCCAGAAGGACCAGGAGCGCAGCGGCCACCAAGCUGCCAUGCCCACCCCUCCCAGCACCCGGAGAGGCCCGAGCCCGCUGCCGGGGCUGGCCGCCGCCAUCCAGAUGUAGCCUGGCUCUGGAUCCCCUUCUCUCGUGCUCUGCGGAUUUCUCCUGCCUGCUCUCGGUGCCUGGACCCGAGGACUGGCUGAGGGGCCUACAGGCUCUGGAGUCCUGAUGCCUCCAAGCCCCCUCUCCUGAGAAGCCACCAACACCACCCAGGCUUGGGGACAAGCAACAGGGACGGACGUGGGCCCACCAUGGCCCCAGCCCUGCCCUGGCUCCUGCUGUGGAUGGGCUCGGGCAUGCUGCCUGCCCACGGCACCCAGCACGGCAUCCGGCUGCCCCUGCGCAGCGGCCUGGGGGGCGCCCCGCUGGGGCUGCGGCUGCCCCGGGAGACCGAGGAGGACCCAGAGGAACCGGGCCGCAGGGGUAACUUUGUGGAGAUGGUGGACAACCUGAGGGGCAAGUCGGGCCAGGGCUACUAUGUGGAGAUGACUGUGGGCAGCCCCCCGCAGACGCUCAACAUCCUGGUGGACACAGGCAGCAGCAACUUUGCAGUAGGGGCUGCCCCGCACCCUUUCCUGCAUCGCUACUACCAGAGGCAGCUGUCCAGCACAUACCGGGACCUCCGGAAGGGCGUGUAUGUGCCCUACACCCAGGGCAAGUGGGAGGGAGAACUGGGCACUGACCUGGUAAGCAUCCCUCAUGGCCCCAAUGUCACCGUGCGUGCCAACAUCGCUGCCAUCACGGAAUCAGACAAGUUCUUCAUCAAUGGCUCCAACUGGGAGGGUAUCCUGGGGCUGGCCUACGCUGAGAUUGCCAGGCCUGACGACUCCCUGGAGCCCUUCUUCGACUCCCUGGUAAAGCAGACCCAUGUUCCCAACCUCUUCUCCUUGCAGCUCUGUGGCGCUGGCUUCCCCCUCAACCAGUCUGAGGUGCUGGCCUCGGUUGGAGGAAGCAUGAUCAUUGGGGGAAUCGACCACUCGCUGUACACGGGCAGCCUCUGGUACACUCCCAUCCGGCGGGAAUGGUAUUACGAGGUAAUCAUUGUGCGGGUGGAGAUCAAUGGACAAGAUCUGAAAAUGGACUGUAAGGAGUACAACUACGACAAAAGCAUCGUGGACAGUGGCACUACCAACCUUCGUUUGCCCAAGAAAGUGUUUGAAGCUGCAGUGAAGUCGAUCAAGGCAGCCUCCUCGACGGAGAAGUUUCCGGACGGUUUCUGGCUAGGGGAGCAGCUGGUGUGCUGGCAAGCAGGCACUACCCCUUGGAACAUUUUCCCAGUCAUCUCACUCUACCUCAUGGGUGAGGUCACCAAUCAGUCCUUCCGCAUCACCAUCCUUCCACAGCAAUACCUGCGGCCAGUGGAAGAUGUGGCCACGUCGCAAGAUGACUGCUACAAGUUCGCCAUCUCACAGUCAUCGACCGGCACUGUCAUGGGAGCUGUCAUCAUGGAGGGCUUCUACGUUGUCUUUGAUCGGGCCCGAAAACGGAUUGGCUUUGCUGUCAGUGCUUGCCAUGUGCACGACGAGUUCAGGACAGCAGCAGUAGAAGGCCCUUUUGUCACCCCGGACAUGGAAGACUGUGGCUACAACAUUCCACAGACAGAUGAGUCCACUCUUAUGACCAUAGCCUAUGUCAUGGCUGCCAUCUGCGCCCUCUUCAUGCUGCCACUCUGCCUCAUGGUGUGUCAGUGGCGCUGUCUCCGCUGCCUGCGCCAUCAGCACGACGACUUUGCUGACGACAUCUCCCUGCUGAAGUGACGAGCAGUAUGGGCGGUAGAGAGAUUCCCCUGGACCACAUCUGGGUGGUUCACUUUGGUCACAAGGAGGAGACACAGAUGGCAUCUGUGGCCAGAGCACCUCAGGACCCUCAUCUGCCCACCAAAUGCCUCUGCCGUGACAGAAAAGAAGGAAAGCUGGCAAGGUGGGUUACAGGAUUGCACCUGUGGGAGACAGGAAAGGGAAGAAAGAAGCAUCCUGGUGGCGGGAAUACUCUUGGUCACCCCACAGUUGAGUUGGAAAAUUCUGCUGCUUGAAACUUCAGCCCUGAACCUUUGCCCACCACCUUUAGAUUUUCCAACCCACAGUAUUCUCCUUUGGCAGUUCCAGAAGUACUGGUAUCACACCCAGGUCACACUAGUGUGUCCCUAUGGUACCCUGGCAGAGAAAGAGCCACGUUGAUUUUCCUGCUGGCAAAGUCAGCAGGACAGGAUGCAAAGUUUGCGAUUUGCUUUAGAGAUAGGGACUGUAUAAACAAGCCUAACAUUGAUGCAAAAACUGUCUCUUGAAUUAAACAAAAAAAUUAUUAGAUUGAAGAUGUGUACACUUGAGGGUGAUCUGAAAGAAGAGGAGAGGGAGUGCAGACAUGGAACAGCUUGGAUCAAAGCUAGAAAAGACAGAAACACAACCACAUGUCAGUCCCAGUUUUAGACCUCAUCUCCAAGAUAGAAUCCCAUCUCGUAAGGUGGGUGUCGCUUUCCAGUGUUUUCUGUGGUUGCAGUCUGACUAAAUGCAAGAAAGGAAGAAGGGCUUAUCUGGCCAAAGAGCUCUUUUUGGCUCUCUUAAGAGAAAAGUGCCCACUAAGAAAUUCUGCUUAACAAAUGAAUUUCUACCUUAUUAAUCUCACUUGUCUUUGCCUGAACGCUUCAUUUCAGACGACAGGUAGUGCUGAAAAAUCCCAAUCCCCUAGGUCUCAGGUGCCCUACCGGAGAGAAGUUGGAAUACAGCAGGGCUGGGCUCUGUCUUCCUGGUCACAAGUUCACUCCUUCCCCCAAAGCCCUAUUCCUUGGGAGCUUUGCAGUUAAGGUGCUAAAAGGCAGAGAUAGGAGACCUCUCCUACCUAACCCUUGAAAGCAAAAUCCUGGAGAUUCACCCAACAGGUAUAGAGUUGAUGCCCCAUACCUCUGCCUGAAUUUCUCCCUGUUCAGCUGUAAGUGUAAGGUCUUUACAGAAUACAGAGUGGUUUUGUUACUUUCUUGCCCUCUCUAAUGGUCCCUCCAUUUAUUUGGCUAUGGCUUCAUAUACUGGCUAGUAUUAUCCCAAGAAUGUCAGCAAUGCAGGGUGUUCUGGCUCUAACAUCCUUGCCAACAGUAUCAAGGCUGCAUGGAGAAAGGAUGGCAGCCCCUGGGCUUCCCCAUUUCCUUCACCAAAAGGGUUCCUUGAUGGAGGCCACCCUUUCCCUCUACGUUCUCUCUGCUCCCCACUCCUAGUAAUAUGGGGGUACCCAGGCUGGUUCUUGGGCUAGGUAGUGGGGACCAAGUUCCUUUCCUCCCCAUCAGUUCCAACAGACUAUGACACCAAUGUUCGUGGGAAGAACCAAAUUUUGCUGGUAUACCCACUGCAUCCUAUUCCUAUUUGGUCAUCACACUGCUGCCAGGUAUGGGACCUACAAAGUGUGGAAUCAUCAGAUGAGGGAGAGGGAAAUACAAGGAGGGCCUCUGGGGUUCCUGGCCUCAGCCACAAGCCAUAAACCAAUAAAACAAGAAUACUGAGUCACAGUUUCUUAUCUGGGUUCUCUUCAUUCCCACUGCACGUGGUGCUGCCUUGACUGACUGGAAACACUCUGUAACUACAAAGAUUGACAGCAGCCUGGAGACUGUCCAUUUCUAGCUCAGACUUUACUGUGUAAAUAAACUUCCAGAAUUGCUACCGUGAAAAGAAAAUACCACAUCCUGCUUUAUAAUAUCUAACCUUGUUGGGGGAAAACUGGCUUUUUUCCAGCUCUUUUCAAGGCAUAAAACUCAACCCCUUUGUUCCUUAAGUCCUACUGUCUAUUUUUUUAAAAGAAAACUUGCACUUAUUUUCUUCUUUACCCUGAAACUGAAUUCUAAGUGUAACCACAACCAAAAAAAUCUUAAUAGCAUCUUGCUCAUAAAACAUAUGCACUACAUAUUUUUAUUUUCUAAUUCUUCUGUGAAAUGACUGUCCCAUCUCUACCCAUUGGGUUUGGGGCCCUUCCCUUUGAUAUUCAUGGCUUUUACCAUCGCAGGCUAGUGAACACAGCAAGAGGGGAGAACAGGGGUGGCCAAAACUUAAGUGCUGCUUUUUGAUUGAUCCUGAACAAGAAAAAGAGCUACAAGGAGGCUCAAGCUCCCACACACUGCUCUCCAAAACACUUAGCCUCCUGCUAGAGUUGAUUUUCCAGGGGUUUUUACUGGGAAGCAGUUAAGGCCCCUAUUUAUCCCCACCUUUUCACUCUACUCCUUUGACUUCAAAGAUUUUUGGAAAAGAAGCAAUAUUCUUUACAACCACUUCCAUUUUCUAAAUUUUCAAAGGAUAUUAGAAUAUACUGCAGGAGUUCCACCACUACAAAGUUGAGAGAACAGAAAAUCUUACAAGAUAAAAAAUGAGUCCCCUAAAUGAAAAGAGCAAAGGAACUGGUCUUCUAUUUUGCCCAUUCCUGGUUAUGACAGCUACCAACCUGGGAACAGUAAUAUUUCAUUAACCAAAGAAAGCGGGUCACCUGACCUCUAAAGAAUGGAAUACUCAGGCCAUUGCAAUCACCUGACAAGAUGGUAAACAUGAGCAAGUAAGACAAAAGGAAGAAUUCACCCCGGAGCUAAAAGGCAAGGAUGGAAGACAAAGCAGGAAAACAGCAACAAAAAUAGGAGAUAAUUCAGUUAGAUCUGAAACUAGCUGCUCCUCCCCUGGUAUGUACUGUUAGUAGUGGUAAGCACGUCCAGGUCCCCAAAUGGAACAAAUUCAGUUGCUGGUAAUGUACUGAUAUCCUUCCCCUGAAGCCAACUGUUUGCUUGGUUUCUGUCUUUAUUAGCAUUUAGUUUUUACUUGUUUAAUUCCAAAAGAGAAGGGAGCUAAAGCAACUUCCUGUAGAAGUGAAGAUGGAAGGACAGAAGAAGAUGCAAAGCUCUGACAGAGUCCUAGCUUUCCCAGUUAGAAAACCUAAACACAGAGUGCUCGAUAGGCAGAGGUGGAAAAAUGUUCUAGUCCCAGGUAACUGUCCCCAGAACAAAUGAGUCACAAACUUGAAAUUCAACCUCCCUCCUUCCUAUCACUUUGGUCUCCAUUUCCCCUAGGACAGCAAACACAUCCCCUAUAGCUUUCUUGCUUCAAAAAUUAAACCCUAGCAUCCCAAUGUCAUUCCACAAACAAUUUCGCACAGACAUCUCCUCACCCUAGUGCCUGUCUGGAGCUUACCCAAGGUCACCAAACCACGUGGUUAUGAGCCAAUUGCCUUACCCUUUGGGAGGGAGGGAGGUUAGGAGACCACAGGUGAAUGUGAACAGAUGGGGACUUCACAAAGUUGGCUGGUCAGAGCUUGAUUAGAUGCCCCGCCAGUGGCAGCAAGAGAUGGCUAGGCCCAGGAAAAGCACGUAAGUUGUCUUAAUUUCUAUCCAGAAGGUCAGUGGACAAAAACAUGUUGCUGGAGGCAUGGGGGAAAUGGGACCUGUUGUGUUGUUAUUCUUGGACUGUGAAUUUUGCUGAUGUCAAACAG
Lepus europaeus (European hare) is the source of this 5625-nucleotide messenger RNA. It is a transcript of the gene BACE1, whose product is annotated as beta-secretase 1. NCBI's taxonomy places the organism in Eukaryota, Metazoa, Chordata, Mammalia, Lagomorpha, Leporidae. The transcript has 9 exons. The coding region runs from base 429 to 1934 and encodes 501 amino acids. Gene Ontology annotation, cellular component: trans-Golgi network; endosome; membrane. Gene Ontology annotation, molecular function: aspartic-type endopeptidase activity. Gene Ontology annotation, biological process: membrane protein ectodomain proteolysis; amyloid-beta metabolic process. The record is from RefSeq and is a predicted model, not a curated record.